AUGGCCAAGGGCUUCCGACCCGCUAACAGGAAUUUUGUUGCUAAAAGAGGUCGAGGCAAAUUCGUGUUUACACCUUCACGGCACUUUUCUAGGCAUGAUGCACCAUCCCAAGGCGCCUCUAGUCCGGAUACCAGCGCUCCCGUGACACAGUCUCCAAAAACAAAUGAGCGAGAUGCCCCUCCUUGGUCUUUGGUGCAAGACAAAUCCAUUGAUACAAAUGACAGAAACCUUCAAUCCGGGCCAGAGAACGGAACCAGCCACGUUGCAUCGACACCCGAGUUCGCGCAGAUUAAGGCAGCCCAAGAUUUAGCGAAAGCUGAUAAGGGCUCUUCUACCAACCAGGUAAAUUCGCAUACUGUAACGAACAUCAGGACGCCAUUGGCUAUGGACUUGCAAGCCGGGACAGAGGAGGUGAUAAACCAGCCACUUGGCCUCGAUCGUGCCACCAAAAAACUGAGUUCUUGUUCAGAUAUUGGAUCGGCAACGCACCCCACGGAGAAUCCCAAAAUGGAUACGCGUCAAAAUGGGCAAUUUGUCGAUGCAACUGACAGUCAACACUUGGCUGGGACGGCGCAAGCGGCUUCUGAAGGGUCUCCUUCAAACCAAGGGUUUAAGAAGACCGAGCCUUCCCUAGGCCUUGACUCUCAGUCACCCGUUCCUUCCACCGCUCCUGUGAAUCAUAUGCAGUUUACUCCUGAAGACGGUGUCAAAUUUAGGUCUUCUCCUCGGACAUCCAAGCCAAAGAAGGACAAUACACAGAAGAGUUCGGAGCAUCAUUAUCCAGAAACACGAACGAGUUCGAAGGCGAAGCUCUUAUCAACUCCCACUAAGCGAUCGGCUCCCCUGACAAGUAAAGAGCUCCCAGUCAGGAAACAGAACUUUCAAGGUUCCCUGCCUGAAUUCAGCGCCGGAAUCGAUGAUGAGGUGAAUAUGGCCGAUGUUAGUGACAUUGACGAGGAAGCAAAGCCGGCCAAACCUGUGCCGCUCUCCUCCCGUGCCAAAGCAGAAGCUCGCAAAAAGAGGCUUUUAGUCGAGUUCGAUUCUGAGGCAUUCGACUCCCUCAUUUAUCGACAGUCGAGUUUGCAACCACCCCCGCAUGUUACUAUAUCUUCGCGUAUUGUCAAGUACCGCCCAGUUUACGGCGACCAAAAGCCACUUUAUCUUCCGGUGAAUCCAGCAAUCCAUCACAUGCAUAAGCGAUCCCGUGCAUGGUAUAGACAGAAGUGCGAUGAAAUCAGAGGGCGUCCAAAACGCAAAGAGUGGUUUGGCAAGGUUGUGGAGAGACAACGCUGGUUACAGGCUCUAGAGGUGAAGAAGCAACAGAAAAUGAAACAAGCUCAGCAAGACGGGACUACUCCCCCCUACAUACCACCAGAACCGCGGGGUGUCAAGCGUAUUCUUGACUUCGGUGACUUGCCCGAGGAGGAACUGCCUGAGUACGUGCGGAGUAAUCCUGCUUGGUUGAAAGCCUGCGCUUGGUUCAGAGAAUGCGAGGAUAAGGCGACUGUGCGUCAGCGACAUGUCAACAACAAGACCAAAGAGACAGAGAGUUACUUUCAGAGCUUGAACGCUUGA
Fusarium proliferatum ET1 is the source of this 1575-nucleotide messenger RNA. RefSeq lists its product as uncharacterized. The coding region runs from base 1 to 1575 and encodes 524 amino acids. The record is from RefSeq and is a predicted model, not a curated record. The transcript has a single exon. NCBI's taxonomy places the organism in Eukaryota, Fungi, Ascomycota, Sordariomycetes, Hypocreales, Nectriaceae.